Messenger RNA from Exaiptasia diaphana, 932 nucleotides. RefSeq names its product techylectin-5B-like. The record is from RefSeq and is a predicted model, not a curated record. The transcript is spliced from 3 exons. The annotation marks the transcript as partial. Lineage: Eukaryota; Metazoa; Cnidaria; Anthozoa; Actiniaria; Aiptasiidae.
AUCAUGUUGUGAACUGUGCUCAAGUCUUGCAGAACGGCCAUAGCAAAAGUGGAGUAUACACUGUACGACCGGAUGCUGGAAGUGCUUUUCAGGUAUACUGCGACCAAGAAACCAAUGGCGGUGGAUGGACGGUGAUCCAGAGAAGACAAGAUGGCUCACAAGACUUUUAUCUGGGAUGGCAAAGCUAUAAGCUUGGUUUUGGUAGUCUUACAGGAGAAUUCUGGUUGGGUCUGGACAACAUCUACCGACUGACCCGAAAUAUAAAGAACCGUCUUCGUGUUGAACUGGAAGACACUGUUUAUGCUGAAUACGACUAUUUUGCUGUCAGUAGUGAAGUUGAUAAAUAUACUUUGAGUCUUGGUUCAUAUUCUGGUACCGCUGGAGAUUCCUUAUCGUAUCAUCGUAACAGACCUUUCACAACUAAAGAUAGUGAUAACAAAUAUAAUUGUGCUGUUACAUAUAAGGGGGCAUGGUGGUACGAUCGUUGUCAUUAUUCAAACCUGAAUGGAUUAUAUCUUAAUGGUAGUUAUUCGACUAUAGGAAUAAAUUGGUAUUACUGGAAGCUAAAUCGCUACUCGGUCAAAAAAGCUGUUAUGAAAAUACGGCCAGUUUAGAGCUGAAGUAUACAUAUAUCUUAUAGAAUCCAGCAUGCAACUGAAUGCUUUUGAUAAUCAACUGUGGAACCACAGAAUUUUCUAUAACAAUACAUGCUGGGAAGGUACCCAAACAAACCCAUAACAAUCGAUACUUGGCACAUGUUAAAACAUAAAACGCGUAUUCAUGUAAAUUGCACGGGAACGCACUGCUAAACAAGUAAAAGUCGAGGUUGCUUCAUGAAAAUAUCUAAACAGCCAAGGCAUUUCGCAGUUUUAUGACAGUUUAAAGCUCAUCUUCACAGUAUUCCUAAAUAUACACCUUAUUCCAAAAUGGCU